AUGGGCGCCAAGCAGAGCGGCCCGGCCGCUGCUAACGGCCGCACCCGCGCGUACUCGGGCUCGGAUGUACCUUCCAGCAGCAGCGGAGGAGCCAACGGGACGGCGGGCGGCGGGGCGCGAGCCGCGGCCGCCGGGAGGCUUCCGGCUCAGGUGCCCAGCCCGCACCAGCCCAGCGCCUCCGGCGGCGCCGCGGCGGCCUCGGCGGCCCCGCGCAGCCGCUCCCUCGGCGGGGCCGUGGGGACCGUGGCGUCGGGGGCCCGAGCGGCGCAGUCCACCUUCAGCAUCCCCAACAGCAGCAGCGGCCCGUACGGCUCCCAGGACUCGGUUCACAGCAGCCCCGAGGACGGCGGCGGCGGCGGCGGCAGGGACCGGCCGGCGAGCGGGGGUUCCGGCGGGCCGCGCCUGGUGAUCGGCUCCUUACCAGCCCACCUCUCGCCGCACAUGUUUGGAGGAUUUAAGUGCCCUGUAUGCUCAAAAUUUGUACCCUCAGAUGAAAUGGAUUUGCAUCUUGUGAUGUGUUUAACAAAGCCAAGAAUAACCUAUAAUGAGGAUGUGCUGAGUAAAGAUGCUGGGGAAUGUGCAAUAUGCCUUGAAGAAUUGCAGCAGGGAGAUACUAUAGCACGACUGCCUUGUCUAUGCAUAUAUCAUAAAGGCUGCAUAGAUGAAUGGUUUGAAGUAAACAGAUCUUGCCCUGAGCACCCUUCAGAUUAAGCAUCAACUUCCUGUUUUAUAGGUUUCCUUGUCUUUUCAAGAUGCUUGAAAAACUGAGAGGAUAUGAAGAUCUGUCUCUGGAAGAAUAAAAACAAAAAUGCAGGCAUACUCAGCCAGAAAUCUAAGUUCUGUGAGACCCAGUAAUGCAGAGAUGGACAAUCAUAUAGGAAAAAAAGUCCUGCUGAAGAGAGGACAAUUGCCACAGAACUCAGUGUACCAAACAUGCAUAUAAAGGACACACAGGGAUUUUGAAAAUGCUGCACAUCCCUUAAUAGUCAUCUACAUAGGUAAUACUGAUGAACAUUUUGUAUUCAGACGCCAAAGUUAACUGAUUUAAAAGUUGAUUUACUUUUUAUUAAGUUCUCUAGAGCUGAGCAACUAGUUGUUUUUAAUUUGUUGGUUUUUAGUUUGGGGUCCCUUUAUUUUCCUCAACAUGAUGUUCCUGCAUUCAUCUAUUCUUAAAUUGAAGACCACAUAAUUUACUUCUUAAAAAUUAGUCUUAAAUGUGAAACCAAGAAAUGUAAUCAAGCAGUAAAACAUUCUCUGAAUGUAUACCAUGAUCUCAAGUUCUUCGAUUUUUUUUCCCCAAGAGUGGAAAAUAGACGACUACAUAGGAAAGCUAAAGUAUGUUAAUAUUUUAAAGGUUUAACAUUAUCAGAAUGCAGUCCAAAGAGUAAAAAAAUCAAGUGACAUAAUUACAUUUUAAUUAAUUAAAUCUAGGAUUAUCUACUGAAUUGCAAUUUAUUAAAUAUAUUGUUUCCUUUUCAAAUAAAACUGCUCAACAGUUAAUCAGCAAUGAAUCAUCUUGCAGCUAUGCAACUUUAAAAAAAUAUGAAUUACCAAUUUUAAGUGCUGCCAGCUACAGUAAUUUUGUUUUAACGGGUAUUUUUGUUUGUUCUUUUCAUGUAAUUAUUUUAUUGUGCUUUGCAUCUCCAGGCAGUUUUCCUACAUUUGGGUAAAAUGUUCAACAGGUUGUAAACUUAAUAACUUAUGAAAAGGGUAAAAUAAAAUUUUCUUGAGUGGAACUUGGAAUAACUUGAGGGACGUUUUUAUAUAUUUUUAAAAAUCAGAAUUUAAUUGGGAUGCCAGAUUUAUAGCAAUUUGCAUCUUUAAUUUUCCAGAUAAUCUGGAGUUUAGCAUUUGAUAAAUGAUUUUUUAAAGCAAACAUGAAGAUUUUGUUAACUUAUAAUUUAUUAAUGUGUUAUUACUGUAAUUGAAAAUGUUAUGGUUAAAUUCAGUCUUGUGUAGAAAGAAAUGUAUUAAGCAAAAUUAUGUGAAUAAAUAUUCCCACAAAAUA
Molecule: messenger RNA, 2008 nt
Organism: Hippopotamus amphibius kiboko
Lineage: Eukaryota; Metazoa; Chordata; Mammalia; Artiodactyla; Hippopotamidae
Gene: ZNRF2
Product: zinc and ring finger 2
Exons: 5
Coding region: 1-711 (236 amino acids)
Source: RefSeq, a predicted model, not a curated record